Molecule: messenger RNA, 1705 nt
Organism: Ictalurus furcatus (blue catfish)
Lineage: Eukaryota; Metazoa; Chordata; Actinopteri; Siluriformes; Ictaluridae
Gene: adisspa
Product: adipose secreted signaling protein
Exons: 6
Coding region: 388-915 (175 amino acids)
Source: RefSeq, a predicted model, not a curated record
CUGAGAUUAGGGGCGGGGUUAGUAUGAGGUCCACUCGACCAAUGGGUGAAGCGCGUCUCCGUGAUUGACGUGUCACGUCAAAGGUGCUGCACAGUUGCGUCAAGAAGGACAGAAACAGAACACGCACCUCAGAACACACACGCAAGCGCGCAUCAGAUCACACACACACACACACACACAGACACACGCAAGCGCGCAUCAGAUCACACACACACACACACACACACGCACGCGCGCAUCAGAUCACACAUCAGGUUUCCCCUGCAUCUGAGAGACACGCGGAGAAUCCCGACACACAGCAGGGGCACACAGUGGACGCUGCUUAUUAGCGAUGACAUCCCACUGACACUGAACACCACCACCCGUCUUUCACAGCCUUGUGUUGACAUGGCAACAGGAAGGAAAAGCUCCACGUCCAAAGGCGGAGGUGUCCAUUUCCCAGACGAGACGGAGGACAAUGUCCUCAGUGACAGCGGUGAGGACACGCAGCAGGACAAGAUCAUCACCGCCGUAGCCGAGCCCGAUGGAGCUUACCUGGUCAAGGCAGGAUUCCUGAAAAUCCAACAUAAAUAUGAGAUCGUCUUCUCGAUCCCGCAAGUCCCCACUCUGGGAAAAGACACCGCACUCUCCCCGGCUUUACGCACCACGCCCAAACCGCGUCUGCGUGCCACCCGCAUCGUACCACGCCCUGAAGGAGGAGUGAAGGUGGUGUGUGAGUACAUCGCUCAGCAGGAAGGAGUGGUACAGGAUGAGCUCACACUCGUCAACAGAAGCAGGAGAGACAGCAGUGUUAAAGUCCGACUACACGCCAGAGUGAUGGACCCCCAUCACGGAACACCCAUGCUGAUGGAGGGAGUACGCUGUUUGGGACCUGAGGACAUCAGUUCAAAAACCAACAACAGAAAGAAGAUCUGAGCAAACGCUCCUUUCUGAGAGGAAUAAACAAACUCUGAGAACAUGCCUCAGAAUGCACUCGACUCGUAAUCAUGCCUAAAUCUGAUCCUGGACACCGUGUGAACAUGUUCUUUCAGGUUUAAGAUAAAUAUUGUCACUUAUAAAUCUGAUUCUGCUUACUUCAUAAAAGUGACGGUUGUCAGGAAAUCCUCGAGGAACAUGUGGUUUGUAGACAGUGUCAUAUUUGCAAUACUGCAUGUGUGCCAUACCGCAUGAAUCAGUGAAUCAUUUGGUUCAAGACUGAGAUUCACUCCUCUCUUGUUCAGCCAGUUAGUAUUUAAAUUAAUGAGUUCAUUGAGUUGCGACCGAGGUCCUUUGGUCAGAUCUGGAGAGUUCCAGCUUUUCUGUGCAUGCUGUAGUAAUGUGUGUAUUAGGUUGGAGUGCAAAAAAGAAUUCUUCUAAACACUGACAAUACAGCACAGUUAUUAUCUUCAUUGUGUUCUUAUUUUGGGUUUCACUUCAAAGCUAGUCAUUCAUACCACGUUCAUGAGAAUGCACGCUGCCACACAAACCUUACCAUAUAAGGUAAGAAUCUUACAGUAUUAUAGUUAUAAUGCAGUGCUUCCCAUUUAGUCAAGGGUUACUAAUUAUUUUUAACUACAAACUGCCUGGCACGAAGGUAGAUGAAUUUUUAUCCCUGAUUAAUAGACUUAUUAAUAGAAUAUCCCUGAUUAAAUGUUGCUUUAUAAAGAAGAUAUUAAAAACAAGAGCAUAUUAUUUUAUUAAUAAAUAAAAUGUUUCAAUCUAACAC